This is a messenger RNA of Gongylonema pulchrum, 393 nucleotides long. The record is from the annotation of a GenBank genome assembly. Lineage: Eukaryota; Metazoa; Nematoda; Chromadorea; Rhabditida; Gongylonematidae.
AUGGCACCGAAAGAUGCUAAACAGACAGAUGUACUGUUAUUCUGGCCGAUGAAUUUACAUGGUUACAUGAUCGAUAAGAUGUUACAUCGUUUCUACAAUUUUCGGCGAUGUAAUGAAAGGGCCAUUUUCAUUCCGUCCACAAUUAUCGCGCAAGGACAGCUUAUUAGUUGUCCAGAAAUAGUGCAUAAGUCUAAACCCUGUCCACAGGCAUAUCAGGGUGUUGAUCUCUCAGUUAUCAAUGAUCUCGCAAUCACAUUUUAUUACGAUAUCGAGCGCAGUACGUUGGUGCAUGAGGUUUAUUCUGCGCCAUUCGAUCUCAUUACUCUUCCAUUUGAUACGGUUGGAUUUUGUUUUAUCUUUUCGUACGCACAAUUUGUUUUACUACUUAUUUAG